AUGAAAGAUUUACAUCGCUUACAUAAAGCCAUCAGAGACUAUUUUGAUUAUACACCUGUUGAAGAAUGGUCAUAUCUUAAUUUUUUAGAAACAUUUAAACCCGUCAUUAUGUCAAAAUUGGAUGUCCCAAAACAAGAAGAUAAAGGUACAUGGAGAAAGAGAUUUAUAACACGUUUAGAUAAGAUUGCGGAAGAUGACGCGUAUAAUGAACAACAAAGAAAGUUGGCGAUUCGCUUGAAAGAAAAGUUACUGUCGGUGUCAUUACUAGCCAAGGAUGGUUUCGUCCCCUCUGAGGUGAUGAUGGUUUCGUUCCCUCAACCCCUCGUCUGCAGAUACUUCUGGAACCAUAUUGAAAAAGAGAAAGAAGAUUUACGUGGAAAACGAGAGAUUGUGAAUAAGACUAAUUCAGUACGCAACAAUACAGAAAUAGAAGCCCUAGAUCUAUUAGAUACUGCACGCACAGAAAAAGCGAAAGAAAUUUUGAGCUCAUUGUUUCUUUAUAUUAGUUCCUCUAGUGAUUAUACUAAAGAAGGCGAAGAAGAAUAUGAGAAGGAUGAGAACUACAGUGAUGACACAGAGGAAGAUAAUGAAAAUCGAAUAACCCAAGAAAAAAAGGAACAAUUUCGAAAAAUUUUCCAGGGGAUACCUACGGAGGCAAAGCUUGUCUUAAAUUCAAAAACUGUUGUUGAGGAUGUCCUAUUUGAAUAUGCAAAAGAUCUUGAUUAUGAGAGCCAUGCACACUCCUUCAUCAUAUGUGAUCAUGAUGAUAAAAUAAAAGCAUUAUUCAGUAAAGAAGACCGGAAAGAACUCACGAAGAAGCCUUCACUGCCGUCCGUUGAUUAUGAAAUUGGAAAAGAAUUGGCCAAGUACAUGAAAGAAGAUCUUGUUGAACUUCGCCAAGAAGUGAUGUGCAAUUUCCUGAAAGAUAAAGAAUUUUAUGAUCCAAAGAAGCAUUACUUAAAAGAAUGGAUCCAAGUUACAUUGAGACAUCUGUGCAAUCUUUAUGAAAAUCCAUCUGCUCCUUUGUGCCGGGAACAGUACGAGGACUGGUUUACAGUCAACCUGUUUGGAAAUUGCUUUGAUUUCUUGAUGAGACACCCAAGAAUGUCUACGGAUAUCAAAAGGACAGAUGCACCAUCAACUGCCUCAGAAAAUAGGAAAAAUCGAGCUAGAAAACCAAAACAAAGAAAAUUGACUGGCAGAAAGAUUGAUGGAAUUAUUCAUCAUCCAACUUAUAAUAUAGAAUUGGGUGCACUUGAAGCGGCAAGAUCCUUCGUAAAUGAUGGAGAUAGAAAACUUCUUAUUGAGUCUUUUAAAAUGCCGAAGACUUUGAAGGAUAUUUUAGUUGAUAUGAUAAGAUCAAAACGAUGCAAUGAUAAGGAAGUGAAUAAGCUGGUGGCCAUCGGUAUCCUGCAUUUUCGCUAUAACAUUCAGUUUAUUAUAAUUGAAAACAAUUUAAAGGCACUUGGAUUCUUCGAACAGAAGACCCCAAAGGAAGAUGUUUUUAAGGAGGAGGAUCUUAUUUCAGAAAUCUUAGACAAUGGCCAGGACCUUUCGCAACCAACAACUCCUGAAAACAUAAAUUCUAUUAUAAUGCAAUUUGCUUGCAUCCUGAUUAAACAAACUAUUCCAAAUACGACCUUGAUGGCAUUUUCAUAUCAUCAGAGUUUAGAAUUACUAUAUGCAGUUGAAAGACCUUUAAUGCAACGCUAUAGUAAUGACAAUCGAUGA
Funneliformis mosseae is the source of this 1731-nucleotide messenger RNA. NCBI's taxonomy places the organism in Eukaryota, Fungi, Glomeromycota, Glomeromycetes, Glomerales, Glomeraceae. The record is from the annotation of a GenBank genome assembly.